Molecule: messenger RNA, 1721 nt
Organism: Prunus mume (Japanese apricot)
Lineage: Eukaryota; Viridiplantae; Streptophyta; Magnoliopsida; Rosales; Rosaceae
Source: RefSeq, a predicted model, not a curated record
AUGAGGAACAAGGAUAAGUUACUGGCGGCAUCUGCAAGUUGUGAAGAUCAAGCAACUUGUUCUGAAAAUGUGACAGACGACAGAUUUAGUAAUCUUCCGGAUGACGUUGCUCAUAUUAUUCUUUCCUUUCUCACUUUCAACGACGCCGCUCGAGUGGGUGCCGCCUCGAAAAGAUGCAGACAAUUUUAUCUAUCGGUUCCGCUGGUGGAUUUUGAUGCAAUUUGGAGGGGAAUAAAAAGAACCCAGCAGAAUAAGGUGGGGAUGAUGAAUUCUUUGGAUAGAUACUUGUUCUACCGUGGCAAUAAUAGGAUCCAGCGCUUCUGCGUUUCUUGGAGUUUCGGUUCGAGCGAAACAGCAAACAAGUAUUCUGAUGAUCAUUUUCGAGUGAUCACGUGGAUUCACAAGGCAGUAAGGUGUAAUGUUGAAGAGCUUGAUGUUCGCAUAUGUGGUCUGGCCAAUACGUUUUCGUUGCCAUCUUGUGUCUUUCUUUCUCAAUCUUUGCGCUCUCUAUCGGUGGAUUUGAACACGCAGAUUUUGGAAGUGCCGUCUCUAUCCUUUUCCAGUAAUAUCCUAUACUUGGAACUGAUAAAUCUUAAAAUAGCAGACGAGAGGUUGUUCAAAUGGAUCUCAUGUUGCUGCAAAUGCAUUAAGAAGUUACAGAUUCUUAAUAUCACAGGGGUGAGAAAUAUCAGCAUUGAAAGUUCGUCUUUGGAACACUUUCGUGCUUGGAUUAGUCGUGACCUGUUGCAUCUUAAUAUAUCUGGUGAGAAGCUCGAAACUAUAGAUAUGUUUUUAUGGUUUGAAGAAAGCUAUCCAGCAACAAGCAGCCCUUCAUUGAAGAUUUUUGCUCCAAAUCUUAGAAACUUGAAGUGGAAAGGCACUCUGAGGAAUAGCCCAAAUCUGGGAGAACUCAUGAGUUUGGAAAAAGUUAAGCUUUUUUUAGCUCCUCGGGUUCUUGACUUUGACAAUGUAUAUGAGGUUCUUUGUAGUAUAUGCUGCGCAAAAGUUCUUAUUAUAAGCGAGGAGACCAUUCUGGGGUGUUUCAAGGAAUGUUCCAGGGCAGCACCAAUAUUUGAUAAUCUUUGUAACUUGAGUAUACACUGUACGAGAUUGGAUGAUUACCUGGUUCCAAUAGUUGUCUCUCUUCUAAGAGGAAUGCCUAAUUUGAAUACUUUGUACAUAAAGGCUGGAACAUGGAUGUUGGAUGGCAAGACAUCAAGUGGCUUUGGUAUGGAAUACUGGAAACGGCAAAACCUUGCUUUCCUUCAUCAGCUUAACGAAGUAACCAUAGAGUAUUCCGACGACGGGUCUAAUGAAAUCCAGUUUGCAAGGUAUAUCCUCGAGAAUGCUCAAAAUUUGAAGAAAAUGGUCAUCCUUCUUCAUUAUGAAAAAAUACAAUCAAAAGUUUUAGUAGGGAUGUUGAUAAGGAGCAAUAUGAUUUCCAAUGCCACAGUUAUCAUUCGGAAUAGAAGGCAGAUUCUUUGUUAUUUCCCAUUUGUUAUUCCUCCAUGGAACUCGUUACUAUUAUUAUUUGGUCCAAGGCUCACUGAACAUGUUGUUCCCUGGCUCAGUUUUUAGUUAAUUGUCAAUAUCACUAGUAAUCAAAAUGUAUCCGGCUGAUUUUAGCAACAGUUAACAAAUGAGCAAAUGGGCUCAAGUAGGCUUUUUAUUUAAGUUUUUUCUUAUGAACUUUUGGAUUAUGUUUUGUUUUUUUAAUUAUA